AUGAUUUUAAUGGUACAUGAAUUCUAUUUUAUUGCUAUUAUCAAGUCUAUUAUUAAAAUAACUUUUAAAAAUAUCUUUUGCCAAAGGAAGAAAAAUAUUAAAUUUUUCAUUUUUUUAAUUUUAUUACUCACAACAACUUCAGAAUCAUUUCUAUUUUCUGGUAAAAUCAAAAGUGUUGAUAAGUUUUCAGACACAUUAAAGGAAAUCUCAAAGAGCCUCCCUACGAAUAUUAAUCAUGGUUUUAAUAGAAUUUCUCUAUUAAUUCCAGAAUUAUCAAAUGCAUUCGAGUCUCAAGAACUUGAUACCGUUGCACUCAAAGAUAAAAUUAUUUCUGUUAUCGAAUCAACAGAAAAAUUAAUGGAUGGAUCUAUUAAUAGCAUUGGGAAAGAAAGAAUGGCUGUUUUUGAAGAGUCUAAAAAACUUAUUUUAAUACUCAAAGAAUCUUUAGUCGAAAGUCAGUUCCAAACCAUUGACUACAUGGAAGAAAGAUUUAAUAAAGGUAUAGAUAAAGCACUAAAAGAAUCUGAAAAAUGGCAAAACUUAACCGACAAGUUUUUAAAUGAAAUUGGUCAAGAUAUCCAUUGGUUUUUGGAAGGUCUCAACACUUUUAAAAAAUUAUUUUUUACUGUUGGUUUUAUCGUAGUGGCUUUAGUGUUAACAAUUUCAAUUAAAAUUGAAAAGAAAAAUGAUGAUCAUAAUAUAAAAUUCUUUGUAUUUAUAUUUAGCGUAAUAUUGCACAUCAUUUUAACCAUUUACACCAAAAUUGAUAUUUUAAUUUUAUUUUCAAUCGCAUUAUUACCAUUCAUACUCUUAAUAUUUAUUAAUAGAGGAGUAACUUUAAUAGUUUUCCUCAGUUUUUUUGUUGUUGUUCCAUCCAUUAUGUCAACAAUCUAUCCACAUUCCCUUAGCAAAAUUUAUGAUUCUAUUAUAUCUGGAGAAGAUCCAUUCCGUGCCACUGUUUGCCCAAUGGUUUCAUUCCAAUUAAUCGAUAUUAGAGAUGACAAUGUAAUUAUUAUCCCAGAAUCUGCUGCCAAUAUUUUCAAAAAACUACCAUCACCUAUUUAUUCAUAUUCAGAAAUUGGUGACUAUUCAACUCAUAAAUCAACAAGGUUAGAUUUAUAUACAAUGAUGUUAUUUAAACAAGAAAUUAAAGACAAUUGUGAUUUAGAUCUUUUCCAAGUAAAAACGAUAAAAACAUCAGCAAACGAAGGUAAAUGUGUUGGAUCGAGGGGCUGUACAAGAGGAAUUUGGGCUCAGAUAAUCAAGAUAUCAGAUAUUGACACUGAAAACUUAUCACCAAGACUAAAAUCUGCUAUCAAAAAAUUAGAUUCAAAAGGUACAAUUGUAUUACUAGACAGUGAAGGCUCUAAUGACCCUGAUGGAAUGACAGCUGGACAUUUAAAUGUAGUCCAAACUAUUUUAAUGUCAAUCACCUCAUCAUUUUCAUAUACCGAACAUCUUCAAAUCAAUGAAUACUUAAUCAAUAAAUUAGCUCUUUUAUCAUCUUUUCUUGAAUCUUUAUACAGAUUCAAAAAUUCACUUGAUGAAUGUAGCACCAACGAAAAGGCAUACACAAAUGGUAUUUCAAGCAAGAAAUGGACCGAUUUCCCAAAGAUCAAUUUGAUUUUUAGCAACAGUGCCAACCUUGCAUUAGAGUUAAAUUUAAAUUUUGACAACAAAACCGAAUUAAUCAAUAGUUUAGAUACAACUAAAUUACUAUAUUCUUACCUUAAUGAAGUCAACUUCAAAAAAGAAGAUAAAUACAAAGAAAGUAUUCAAACAAUCAAGAGAGUUUGGGGCGAUGGUGCCAAGUCUUCAGUUGUAUUAACUGCAACAAGAAAUGAAGUCAAGUUUUUCCUUGAAGAGUUUUCCUAUGCUGUUGAUAUUCCGGAUGAACUUACUUACUCUUCAGAAGCUGGGGCAAUAUACUCUAUUUCAAAUCAAGUUUUACCAAUGGUUAUUAAUUCAUUAUCAAGUAAAAUCUAUAUGGGUAAAGAAGCUAAUGGUGCAGACAUUCUAAAAAUCAUUGAAGAAUCAAAAGGUGUUAUAUUUAAAUCAAUUUCAGCUUCUGCAUUUUCAUCCUAUAGUUCAAGCGAUUUCUCAAACUUAGUAGAAGAACAAGUAAACCAAUUUACAAACAAUUGGAUUCAAGAAACUAGAAACCAAGUCACACCUCAACUGCCAAUUGAAACAUCCAAUCAAGAAUGUUACGAAUCAUCAAGUAACAGAUGUGAACCUUCCAAACUAGAUGAAAGAUUAAAACCAUAUCUAAAGAGUUUAAAUGUCGGUAUUUGUACACUUAUCGCAGGUUCACCAAACAAUGAUAAAACAAAUCAAAUUGUCAACAAAAUCAAAUCAGAUACCCAACCAUUAUUAGAAGAACUCCAUCAAAAGAAUCAAAACCUUUGUAAAUUUAGAUGGGUAGAAGGUCAAUGGGGUCCCUGUGACGGUCACUGUUUAUUAAAUAGGAAAAGGGAAAUUCAUUGCGCAUUAGAUUCUAAACCAAAUCAACCAAGAAAAGAUGUCUGUUGUGACGGAAACAAACCUCAUAAUAUAGAAUCAUGUGGUAAAAGAUCAUAUCACUGGGCAUAUCAAAAUUGGGGUGAAUGCUCUGGUGAGUGUGGUGUUCAAUAUAGAAGAGUAGAUUGUAUUGCAUGCGAUGGAACCAUAUCAGAUAGUUCAAUGUGCUCAAAUAUACCAAAAGAAAUCGAUAGCCAAUCAUGCAAUCCAAAGUUUACAUGGGAAACUUCCGAAUGGAGAAACGUUGGUGGUUGUAGAAGAGGUGGUAAAUUUAGAACAGGUACAGAAAAAUGCGACUUUGAAAGAGAUAUAUACUGUAAAAAGUGUGGAGUUAAUGCACCAAUAUAUGUAUGUGAUGGUUUAGCUGGAGAAAAACCAUCUACCCGUAAAAGAGAUUAA
This is a messenger RNA of Dictyostelium purpureum, 2919 nucleotides long. RefSeq lists its product as uncharacterized. The record is from RefSeq and is a predicted model, not a curated record. The coding region runs from base 1 to 2919 and encodes 972 amino acids. Lineage: Eukaryota; Evosea; Eumycetozoa; Dictyosteliales; Dictyosteliaceae. The transcript is spliced from 3 exons.